CACAGUGCAGACGCAGAGAUCUCAUCGCUGUCAGAAGAGUCGCGCACUUGUACUCUUCCUUGAGUUUUUCAUUUAGCAAAGCAAACACUUUAUGUAGUCAUCUUUUUUUCUUGUAACAUUGCUGGUUUCUUAAUUUGAGCGCAUCACAGGACAUCCGCGGUCUCCAGCGCUCCUCCAGCACAGACGCUGAUUCUCUGUCGCCCUGCUGCGGUCCUCGCUGGAGCUGUGAGAUUGUAGUAAGCGCCGCAGGAUCCAGAACUGCAAAACUGUUUGAAGAAGAGAGCUUCCUCUUGUCCCGCCCGCCCAUGGAAGGCGACGUUAUGGAUAAACUGGAGGACAUGGCCUCAGUGUGCGAGUUCGACCCUAUCACGGGGGAUAUUCCCGCCACCAAAGUGGAGAUCACCGUCUCGUGCAGAAACCUGUUAGAUCGGGACACGUUCUCCAAGUCUGAUCCUUUGUGUGUUCUGUACACUCAGGGAGUGGAGUCUAAGCAGUGGCGUGAGUUUGGGAGAACUGAAGUCAUCGACAACACCCUGAACCCAGACUUUGUGAGAAAGUACAUCCUGGACUAUUUCUUCGAGGAGAAGCAGAAUCUGCGCUUUGACAUAUAUGACAUUGACUCCAAAAGUCCUGAUCUGGCCAAACACCCCUCCGAUUUCAACGACUUCCUGGGUCAGACCUUCUGCACUCUGGGUGAGAUAGUGGGUUCACCAGGCAGUCGUCUGGAAAAGCCUCUGGGUGGCAUCCCUGGGAAGAAUUGUGGUACCAUUAUUCUCACCGCAGAGGAACUCGGAAACUGUCGGGACUGUGCAACAAUGCAGUUCUGUGCCAAUAAGCUGGAUAAGAAAGACUUCUUUGGCCGCUCUGACCCGUUCAUGGUGUUCUACAGAAGUAAUGAGGACGGAACGUUCACUAUCUGCCAUAAAACUGAAGUGGUAAAGAAUACGCUGAACCCCGUCUGGCAGCCGUUCACCAUUCCUGUCAGAGCGUUGUGCAAUGGAGAUUAUGACAGGUCAAUUAAAGUGGAGGUGUACGACUGGGACAGAGAUGGCAGUCAUGAUUUUAUCGGGGAGUUCACCACCAGCUACAGAGAGCUCUCUCGUGGUCAGAGUCAGUUCAACGUGUUCGAGGUGGUAAAUCCUAAAAAGAAACUCAAAAAGAGGAGAUACAUCAACUCUGGCACAGUGACACUGCUUUCAUUCUCGGUGGAGGCCGAACACACGUUCCUGGACUACAUCAAAGCAGGCACUCAGAUCCAUUUCACAGUGGCCAUUGAUUUCACUGCGUCCAAUGGGAACCCUUCUCAGUCUACCUCCCUGCAUUACAUGAGCCCCUAUCAGAUGAACGCGUAUGCAUUGGCGUUGAAGGCCGUGGGCGAGAUCAUUCAGGACUAUGACAGCGAUAAGAUGUUUCCUGCAUUGGGCUUUGGAGCCAAACUUCCUCCUGAUGGCCGGGUUUCCCAUGAAUUUCCCCUGAAUGGUAAUGUAGAUAACCCAUACUGCAACGGGAUGGAGGGCAUCCUAGAGGCUUACCACGAGAGUCUGAAGACUGUCCAGCUCUACGGACCCACCAAUUUUGCUCCUGUCAUCAACCAUGUAGCAAGGUAUGCUGCAGCAGUUCAAGACGGCUCGCAGUACUUUGUGCUUCUCAUCAUCACAGACGGUGUGAUAUCAGAUAUGGCUCAGACUAAAGAAGCCAUCGUCAAUGCGGCAAAACUACCUAUGUCCAUUAUUAUUGUUGGAGUUGGCCAGGCUGAGUUUGAUGCCAUGGUUGAACUGGACGGCGAUGAUGUAAGAAUAUCCUCCAGAGGAAAGCUGGCGGAGAGGGAUAUAGUACAGUUUGUACCAUUCAGAGACUACAUGGAUAGGACAGGAAACCAUGUCCUGAGCAUGGCACGGCUUGCCAAGGAUGUCCUGGCCGAGAUCCCGGAUCAGUUAAUUUUAUAUAUGAAGUCAAGGGGCAUCAAGCCCAACCAGACACCACCAGACUACAGCCCACCUGGGCUCAGCCCAACCCCCACCGUAUGAGUUUACCCAGCCUGCUGAAAUAAAACAGGUGAUGUUAUGUCACCUCCAAUUUGGAUCUCGUUCAAAGCCAAUACAACUGAUUCAGUGUGAGGCGUCUAGGAGAGCGGAUGGAUUCAAUUCCCGGUUUUUGGAUCUCAUACACUGGAGAAAUUGAAAACUCUAUCUGUGUUCUAGAGGUUGAACUGGAAAGAACGGUACUUAUUGAUCUGUGAGUUGGUUCCCUCCUCAUAAUUUCUUUACAAAUUAGCCAACAUUUAUAGUUUGGAUCAGUCUCAUUCAGAUUCAUACGUCCGACUUUGCGCAAGCAAUGCAAUUUUCUGCUUAUUUAACAUCUCAACAUCUAUAAAAACGCUAUAGGUCUUGUGUGUCAGCAUGUGAGGACUGUGUGUUAUAUUAGGAAAAUCUUUCUUGUAUCUGCCAGAGGAGGCAAACGAGCAUCACUAGAAAGUGUGAUUUAAAAAAAUAGUGAAACUAAGUGGUUGUUUGAAAUAUUAUACCCUGUACGGGUCAUCUGUUUAGUGAAAUUGUUUGAUUUGUUUCUAGAAUUUGUAGAUAGUUUGUGUUAUGGUGGUUUUAUUUUUUCCAUGGGGUUUGGGCAAAGUCUUUUUAGUACAAAGUUAUAUUUCCCAUUGCAGUGUCCCAUUUAUAGCUUUUUAGAGCUAUGAUAAACAAGAUUUUCUAUUCUAAAGCAUGAAAUCCAGGUAAAAACAAUUGUACAUUGCAUUAAUACAUUGUAUUAAAUGUAUUUACAUACUUUAGAUGAAAUCAGUAAAGGAAAAUCCAAUGUAAGCACAAAUAUUUUCUUAAAG
This is a messenger RNA of Sinocyclocheilus anshuiensis, 2836 nucleotides long. RefSeq names its product copine-5-like. Gene Ontology annotation, cellular component: plasma membrane. NCBI's taxonomy places the organism in Eukaryota, Metazoa, Chordata, Actinopteri, Cypriniformes, Cyprinidae. Gene Ontology annotation, molecular function: calcium-dependent phospholipid binding. The transcript has 21 exons. Bases 306 to 2027 code for a protein of 573 amino acids. Gene Ontology annotation, biological process: cellular response to calcium ion. The record is from RefSeq and is a predicted model, not a curated record.